AGUAGAUUUAAAUUUGAAGAAGAAGAAGAGAGGGGAAAGGAGAAGAAGGAAGGAGGAAGAAAAUAGUUCAGGGGUAAAAUUGUAAAAAAUGAAAUAUAGGUGAGUAAUUUUUGAACUGCGAAAAGCAAUUCAGAUAUAAAAUAUUCUUUUUUAAUAUAAACAAUUGAUUUGUAAAUUGACUGGAGAAUUUAUUUAUUGAUGAUGGCUCCCCCAAAAUUGAAAGAGGAAACGAAUUAGCCCCCGCGUUUUCUUGCCUUUUGUGCUAAAUUGCUAAUCCUCCAACCUUUCUCUCACUUUCAAUCUUUACACCUGUUUCAAAAUCACUCCUGUAUUUAUUCGCCGCCAACCAGUCCUCUUUUUCCAAUUCCGGCAAUGGCGGACCCUACGGAGGCGGCGAAACCCUCGGUCGAAGACGGUGAAGUUGAAGACCAGGUUGUGAAUCCAUGGACAGUAGCUGCGAAGCCUGGAGGCAAAAUCGACUACGAUAAGUUGAUUGACAAAUUCGGAUGUCAGAAACUGGACCAACCGUUAAUCGACCGUGUUCAGCGUCUCACUAACAAGCCUCCACAUGUCUUCCUCCGCCGCGGUGUCUUCUUUGCUCAUCGUGACUUCGCUCAGCUUCUUGAUGCUUAUGAGAGAGGGGAGAAGUUCUACUUGUAUACUGGCCGUGGUCCUUCUUCUGAAGCCCUGCAUCUUGGCCAUCUUAUUCCCUUCAUGUUCACUAAGUAGGAUUUUCGCUGAAUUCUCUUUCCAGUCAGUGUUUGUAUUAGCCUUGAAUAUUUGAUGCUUUGUAGGUAAUAAUCACUUGGGAAAUUCCGCUGUUAAUACUGACAUGUUUUUGUUUUUCCUUGUUUCGUGUUUAGAAUUAUGUGUUCAGAAUUAUCUGACCUAGCUUUUGAAUUGGUGUUCAUUUAUGGCAUGUUAAGCUCGUAAUUUUUUUUCUUCACCAAAUAUUUAACAAUUCCCAGAAAAGGAAGAAGUGACUAUGCCUUUUUAGGUUAAAUUAUAACUUACAUUUUACUUGAUAGUUUUUUCCUUAUCAUGUGAUGCCUUCUUUCAAGGUUUUUCGGUUAGAUGUUGGAGACAGUCAAAUGUUACAUUCUAUUUGAAGAAUUCAGUGCUGGAGUUUAUUUUCCUUUGCACUGUUGGGUCCGAUAUUGUGAAGGUUUUGAAAAUAAUUUCUUAAACAUUUACAUUUACAGGUACUUGCAAGAUGCUUUUAAAGUUCCUCUGGUGAUUCAGUUGACUGAUGAUGAGAAAUGCAUGUGGAAGAAUUUGUCUGUGGAGGAGAGCCAGAGACUAGCACGCGAGAAUGCAAAGGAUAUAAUAGCUUGUGGCUUCGAUGUAUCAAGGACCUUUAUAUUCUCUGAUUUUGACUAUGUUGGAGGUGAAUUCUACAAAAACAUGGUGAGGAUUGCAAAAUGUGUCACUUACAAUAAGGUGGUUGGCAUUUUUGGUUUCUCUGGAGAAGAUCACAUCGGGAAAGUUUCUUUUCCGCCUGUUCAGGCGGCUCCAUCCUUUCCAAGUUCAUUUCCGCAUCUUUUUUCUGGUAAAGAAAACCUUCGCUGUUUGAUUCCUUGUGCAAUUGAUCAGGAUCCUUAUUUCCGGAUGACACGAGAUGUUGCUCCUCGAAUAGGAUAUAACAAACCAUCGUUGAUUGAAUCAACAUUUUUUCCUGCGCUUCAGGGUGAAGGGGGGAAAAUGGGUGCCAGUGACCCAAAUUCGGCUAUUUUUGUCACAGAUACUGCAAAGGAGAUAAAGAAUAAGAUAAACAAGUUUGCAUUCUCUGGUGGAAAAGAUACUAUUGAGAAUCAACGGAAGUAUGGAGCAGACCUUGAGGUGGAUAUUCCCGUCAAGUAUCUUGGAUUUUUCCUGGAUGAUGAUGUUGAACUUGAACAUAUUAGAACGGAAUAUGGCGCUGGGCGAAUGCUAACAGGGGAAGUUAAGCAGCGACUCAUCCAAGUACUUACUGAAGUUGUAGAAAGACAUCGUAAAGCUCGUGCUGCAGUGACUGAUGAGGUAAGUGACUCUUUUCAUCCGGCAGAUGGUAAAGCAUUAAACUAAAUUGUUUACCAUUGCCAUCUCCUGAUUAAUAAGAACCUUCUGUUUCAUUCUAGCUUAGUUUCCUGACUGCUUUUUGCUGAUAUAUUAUACCAAAGAUAAGGCUUAAUGACAAUGCAGAUUGUUUUCCAGAGAAGUGAGAACUACUCCCUCUGUCCUGAAAAAUAGUCCAAACAGUACAUAUCUCGAAGCUCACUGUGGACUAUUUUUUUGUGACAGAGGGAGUAUAUCACAGUGGCUGCUUCAAUCCUCUAUGUUCCUUGUUUUUAAAUUAAAAAAGAGUACAAUGUGUUCAAGAAAGAAAAAGUUACUUAUAUCGCCUUUGUGUUUGCAGAUGGUAGAUGCAUUUAUGGCUGUUAGACCUUUGCCGAAUAUGUUCAGCUAAUUGGCAAAGUAGGUACUUUGGAAGACCAUUAGAGACUAUCCUACACGUUAGGAGCAAAUGUUUUGCAAUUUUUAUGACUUGUAUGAGGCUGUUGAUACUCAUAGGCAUUGAGCAAAGCAGAAGCUGGAUAAUCGUGAUAUUGCAGUCUGAAAAUUUCCACCUCUUUUUGAGACUGACCUCCAAAGAAGGGAAUCUUUUCUUUGUUGCUUUACCACCGUAGCUUAUAGAACUAGAAAUACAUACACGUUCAAAGUUCUAAACCUUUCCUUAGAGUUUUGGAUGUUGAAUUGCAGAUUGUAAUGAUUCGAGUCACAACUCACAAUACGUUGAAAAUAUUUCUCACAUAGGCAAAGAGGCCUUUACAGCCAAGUCAACAUCUUUGCCACUACAUUACUAGUAAUGAAUGGUAGUUUCUUGUGUCGAAGGGGCAGAACUGUUUUCGUUAGAUGAAUAACGCGCUUUUUUAUGGCCGUAAGGUUUCACGUCAAGUUUAUGUUACUCACGAAAUAAGCAUAAGUGAUGGUCGUG
Messenger RNA from Oldenlandia corymbosa var. corymbosa, 2974 nucleotides. The record is from the annotation of a GenBank genome assembly. NCBI's taxonomy places the organism in Eukaryota, Viridiplantae, Streptophyta, Magnoliopsida, Gentianales, Rubiaceae.